GUUGGAGCCCGAGCCUCAGUGCUAAGUCGCCGCGGUGGGGACCAGAGCCGUCCCGCCCCGCCCUGCUCCCUGAGCCCAGCCGCGCCUCCCGCCGCCCACAGCCCGGCCCGACCGUCUGGCAGAGCUGUCCGGGAGCGAGCCCCUCGUCUCGCACUCGGAGUCCGAGAUGGCUUCAGUAACUGAUGGUAAAACUGGAGUCAAAGAUGCCUCUGACCAGAAUUUUGACUACAUGUUCAAACUACUCAUUAUUGGUAACAGCAGUGUUGGCAAGACCUCCUUUCUCUUCCGCUAUGCCGAUGACACCUUCACCCCGGCUUUUGUCAGCACUGUGGGCAUUGACUUCAAGGUGAAGACAGUCUACCGUCACGAGAAGCGAGUGAAGCUGCAGAUCUGGGACACGGCUGGGCAGGAGCGGUACCGGACCAUCACAACAGCCUAUUAUCGUGGGGCCAUGGGCUUCAUUCUGAUGUAUGACAUCACCAAUGAGGAGUCCUUCAAUGCUGUCCAAGACUGGGCUACUCAGAUUAAGACCUACUCCUGGGACAAUGCACAGGUCAUUCUGGUGGGGAACAAGUGUGACAUGGAGGAAGAGAGGGUUGUUCCCACUGAGAAGGGUCGGCUCCUCGCAGAGCAGCUUGGGUUUGACUUCUUUGAAGCCAGUGCCAAGGAGAACAUCAGCGUGAGGCAGGCCUUUGAGCGCCUGGUGGAUGCCAUUUGUGACAAGAUGUCUGAUUCGCUGGACAUGGAGCCCUCCAUGCUGGGUGCCUCCAAGAACACGCGUCUCUCAGACACCCCACCACUGCUGCAGCAGAACUGCUCAUGUUAGGCAAGGCCCACCCUCCUCACCUCCCCUCAUGUGGCCCCUCACCCACUCUGCUACUCCUUGUUACACACUGUCCACUCCCAGCCCUGAGCAAGCUAAGUUGCUGCUGUUCUUUACCUACCCCUGGGGUUCUCUGCAGAUGGCCCCUAUUAUAGACACUCAGCACUAGACUGAGAGCACAGGUCACAAUUGGGUGGAGAUUCACUUUACAAAAGAAAACUCCAUUUUAUGAAGGGGAUUCACUACAGGGACUUGGAAAGUGAGUCUCUUUUCUGCCUUUAAAAUAAGAUUUUCUCCAUUUAUCAAAUUCUCUCCUUUUCCCCCCCCCCCCCCCCCCCCCCUUUCAGGGGCUGGCCAACUGUGUACAGUGAGGCCCACCCGCACAGAUAAUCCUAUUAAAGAAAACCUCCCAAAGCACAACAUGCUUGUUUCAUGUCAGGCUCCCUGCGGGGCUUUCUCCCAUUGCAAGCCAAGCUUUGGCUCUCAAAGCCCUGUGCCUGUUACCACAGAUGCCCACAGGGCCUGGGCAGUUGCUGUGGUGACAAGCCAGAGCUAAUCUCCAGAGAGCUCAGACUCUCUAAUGAUGCUGCAGGAGCAAAGGCUGAGUCAGAAACACACUUAAAAGAAAAGGAUUACCCCUGCAAAAUGUCAAUGGUUUCUGCUAUACGAAAGAGCAAGCAAGUGAGCUCAAGAAAGACAAAGAGAAAAAGAGAAACACAGACAAGAUAAAGAAAUGUGUCAUGAAUCUCUGAUUUUGCUGCUUUCCAGCUAGUUCUUAACGGUGGGAAUGCCAUGAAAUUAGUCACUGGUUCUUGGACUCCCAGAAUAUGAAAAGAUUAGAGUUGGUAGAAUCCCUAUAUUUACCUAGUUUGACUAGUCAAUUCUAACCUUCCUAUCUCUGACAAGUGGCUGUCAGGCCUCACAACUAAAUCUUUCUUCUAAACCACACCUCGAGGCAGAGACAGGAGCUCAUUGUCCAUUACCAUCUUUGGGCAGCUCUCAGAGUCAGAAAAUUUUCCUUGCUUCAAGCUGAAAUCUGCUUCCUGUAAAUUAUUCUUUCUCUUCCCAUCCCAUGACCCCUGGGACCUGCCCUUUCUCUAGGUCAAAUACCUCUCUAAUUCAAUGCCAUUAUUCAUAGAGACUUCUCUCCAUCCUGGCCCUUUCCUCCAACCCAUCUUUCAAUUACUCCUCAGCAGUUCAACUGGGAAAUGUGAUUCAAAGUAGAAUAAAUCUAAGGGGGCAUGACUUGGUAAAAAUUGGGAAAACUGAAAGAAUUGGGAAAAUUGAAUUGGGAAAAAAUUGGGAAAACUGAUUCUAACCCCGAUUUUCUGGGAGUAAACCAGAAGGGGGAGUUUUCUCUCUGUUUCAAAUGCAGCUCAUUGUCCUAUGAAAGUGCGUUAACUAGCAACAGGCCCAAGGACUAAAUUAAAAGACCAUCCAGAGUCAGUGCUAUUGAGAGACCACUUCCUUUGAUGCAAUGCAGAGGACAGAGCUUUGGACUUAGAAUCAGGAGACCUGGACUUAGAAUCAGUGUGACUCUAGACUAGUUAUUACCCAUUUCCAAGUCUUGAUUUCCCACUUGUAAAAUGAGGGGAUUUAUUUGGAUAAUCUUUAAGGUCCCUUUCAGCAAUCAUAACUUUGUGACUUUUUUUUUUUCACUUUCACCAUUUCAGUUGAUCCACAAAACAAAUCUCAUAGAUCAGGAUUAUCAUCCCAAUGUGAUUUUAAGAUGUCAUGCUUACUUUGUAGUAGACAUUGUUCCAAGCACUUUACAUGUAUUAACUCAUUUAUUUUCCCAUCAUCUUUGUGCGGGAGGCACUAGAAUCAGCCUCAUUUAAAGAUGAGGAAAUGAAGGUACAGAGAGGUUCUAGCUUGGUUAAGUUCUCAUAAUGAGUAAAUGGUAGAGCUGGAGUUCAAACCCAGGCAGUAGGCUCCAAGGUCUGUGCUCUUAACCACAUUCUAUACCGCAUCUCUUACAGGUAAGCCAAGGGGUUUAUCUCUAUAAGAUAAACCAGAUCCAGAGAGGUUAAAAGACUUGGCCAAGAUCACACAGCUAGCAAGUUCCAGAACCACAUUAGGAUUCAAUCCCAGGGCCAUCAGGUUCCAAGUUGACUGAAAAAAAGACAUAUCUUUAAUCUGUAAACAAAUUGCUCAACUACUCAGACUAAUAUGAGGUGAUGGAUGUCUAAUGCUCAGGAAAGGAGAGACAGUCUCUGAGGCAACCAGGUCUCAUGGGCCUGAGCAAAAGUGCCCAGUGAUCUUCAGGCCCAAGUGCUGGCUUUCCCUGUAUCUGCUUCUGUCAGGCAAUACUUAUCUAGCUCCCAGGUACUGCUUUAGGCAGGCUCCAUGCUCCAGCAAUGGGGCAUUUUGGGAGAGUGACCUGAUUUACUUCUCUGACCAUGGAAUAAUACAGUCUCAUCACAGAGCAGUGGUUCUGGAUAUGCUUUUUACUCUGUAAAGUCACAUACAGUGUCAUGAAUAAUAACUAUUUUUUUUCUGGAUAGUAACACCCAUUUACCUAGUAUUAAGAUUUCAUACUGAAGUCCUCAUGACCCCUGGAUAUUUUAGUACCUAUAUCGAUAAUAUUUUCCUUCCUACUGAAUAUCCAGGCAUAGACUGAAUCUUUUACUUAAAAACUAUCAAAUUCUUUAAAACUCAGGAGCCAGUUCAAGGGAGUAAGCAUCUUCACAACAGAGGGAAUCAAGAGUUAAAUAUUAUAGUGGCAAACUCUUCUACUGGGCAACAGACAAAUAGACAUGUUUGUGAGAUAGCAAUUUCACAGUCCAUCUCUGUGACCUCCUUUCUGUUGAGUGGAAGGCAGCACCUUCCAGCUGAUUGCAGCACAAUGUUCAUCAAUCACGGUAAUAGUGGGAUUAACCACCAAGGUUCAAGCUGCAUAAAAUGUGUUAGUGGCAACUUGUCCAAGAUUUCAUCUUCCUAAACAAUCCAAAUAAAAGAUGAUUUAAAAAAACUCUUGACCUCUAAAGAGGCAAAAGUAGGCCAAAAGUGCAAUACAGUAUUGUAGUUAUUUACAAAAUCUGUUUUAAAUGCAUGUGUAAAUACAAAGUGAUUUGUGACUUGU
This is a messenger RNA of Galeopterus variegatus (Sunda flying lemur), 3905 nucleotides long. RefSeq names its product RAB3B, member RAS oncogene family (gene RAB3B). The coding region runs from base 167 to 826 and encodes 219 amino acids. Gene Ontology annotation, cellular component: plasma membrane; synaptic vesicle; endosome. Gene Ontology annotation, biological process: protein localization to plasma membrane; regulation of exocytosis; protein secretion. Gene Ontology annotation, molecular function: GTPase activity; GTP binding. The record is from RefSeq and is a predicted model, not a curated record. Lineage: Eukaryota; Metazoa; Chordata; Mammalia; Dermoptera; Cynocephalidae. The transcript is spliced from 5 exons.